AUGCAUCAGGGGUUGACAUGGGACAGGUUCUUGGUGUUGUUUUAUGAUAAAUAUUUUCCCCAGAGUAUGCGAGACAAGAAGGUGACUGAAUUUGAAACACUGAGACAAGGAAACAAAACUGUUGCCGAAUAUGAAGCUCAAUUCACAGAACUAGCUCGGUUUGCACCUCACAUGGUAGAUACAGAAUAUAAGAAGGCGCGGAAAUUCGAAGGAGGAUUGCGGGGUACUAUUCUGGACCGAGUUAAUGUGUUGAAAUUGCCUACCUACGUUGAUGUGUUAGAAAGGGCUGUUAUAGCAGAAGGAAAUAUUGCUGCCCAAACUCGGGUUCUUGAAUGGAAAGGAAAGAGGCAGAGCAACCAAUGGUUCAAGGGGUCUACUACUCCACCAAACAAGAAGCAAAAUUCAGGGACCUCCAGCACUACUACUUCUCUUCAAAAUUCAGCUCCUGUGUGUCCAGAAUGUGGAUGGAGGCAUCGUGGGAUUUGUCACCGAUUAUCUGGAGCAUGUUUCUGA
This is a messenger RNA of Camellia sinensis, 513 nucleotides long. The record is from RefSeq and is a predicted model, not a curated record. NCBI's taxonomy places the organism in Eukaryota, Viridiplantae, Streptophyta, Magnoliopsida, Ericales, Theaceae.